Octodon degus (degu) is the source of this 1165-nucleotide messenger RNA. It is a transcript of the gene Igfbp4, whose product is annotated as insulin like growth factor binding protein 4. Bases 29 to 805 code for a protein of 258 amino acids. Gene Ontology annotation, molecular function: insulin-like growth factor II binding; insulin-like growth factor I binding. NCBI's taxonomy places the organism in Eukaryota, Metazoa, Chordata, Mammalia, Rodentia, Octodontidae. The transcript has 4 exons. The record is from RefSeq and is a predicted model, not a curated record. Gene Ontology annotation, cellular component: extracellular region. Gene Ontology annotation, biological process: regulation of insulin-like growth factor receptor signaling pathway.
GCCUAGUCCGCACCCGCCUCGCCCGGCCAUGCUGUCCCUCGGCCUCGUGGCCGCCUUGCUGCUGGCCGCAGGGCCCGCGCCGAGCCUGGGCGACGAGGCCAUCCACUGCCCGCCCUGCACUGAGGAGAAGCUGGCGCGCUGCCGCCCCCCCGUGGGCUGCGAGGAGCUAGUGCGCGAGCCGGGCUGCGGCUGUUGCGCCACUUGUGCCCUGGGCUUGGGGAUGCCCUGCGGGGUGUACACCCCGCGCUGCGGCUCGGGCCUGCGCUGCUACCCGCCGCGCGGGGUGGAGAGGCCCCUGCGCACGCUGAUGCACGGGCAGGGCGUGUGCAUGGAGCCCGCGGAGAUUGAGGCCAUUCAGGACAGCCUGCAGCCCUCCGACAAGGACGAGGGUGAGCACCCCAACAACAGCUUCAGCCCCUGUGCCGCCCAGGACCGCAGGUGCCUGCAGAAGCACCUGGCUAAGAUGCGGGACCGGGCCAUCAGCGGGGGCAAGAUGAAGGCCGGCGGGGCGCCCCGAGAGGACGCGAGGCCCGUGCCGCAGGGUUCCUGUCAGAGCGAGCUGCACCGGGCCCUGGAGCGGCUGGCUGCCUCACAGGGCCGCACUCAUGAGGACCUCUUUGUCAUCCCCAUCCCCAACUGUGACCGCAAUGGCAACUUCCACCCCAAGCAGUGUCACCCAGCUCUGGACGGGCAACGUGGCAAGUGCUGGUGCGUGGACCGCAAGACGGGCGUGAAGCUCCCAGGGGGCCUGGAGGCCAAGGGGGAGCUGGACUGCCACCAGCUGGCCGACAGCUUCCGCAAGUGAGCCCAGCCCGGCAGGGGCUCUGUGCCCACUGCCCCAAGCACUGGGGCUGGAGAGUCAGCCCAGAAGUCUCUCUUGGGUGUGCGUGUGUACGUGCGUGCAUGUGUGUGUGGACAUGAGCGUGCCCAGCGUCCUUUGGGGCUUAGAUAGUCCAAGAGGUUCAGGCAUGGCAAGGGGAUCCCUGAGGUGUUUCCCGCAUUGAUCUCGGAUUCAUUCAUGUAUUCGUUCCCCCACCCCUUCACCUGGAAGCAUGUAUUGAUCACAUUCUAGCGCCGGUUCUUGGCUCUGGAAGCUCUUGCCGGCCCCUCUGCUGGUGGCUUGGGAGGCAUCGUUGGAGGGCGCAAGAAGGUCUGGCUGAGUGAG